Molecule: messenger RNA, 3298 nt
Organism: Pelobates fuscus (common spadefoot toad)
Lineage: Eukaryota; Metazoa; Chordata; Amphibia; Anura; Pelobatidae
Product: HHIP-like protein 1
Exons: 9
Coding region: 200-2872 (890 amino acids)
Cellular component (GO): membrane
Source: RefSeq, a predicted model, not a curated record
GCAAGUCAUAAACACAAAAAGGAUGGAUGACCAAAAAUUGCAGCUUAGAGGAAGUAAGAGGGGAUGAGUAACAUAAGGAAGGAACAAAGAGCAAGGGGAGAGAUAGAGCCCUCUAUAUACUGAUAUCAUAGAGAGAAGGCAUCUGGAUAGCUUCAGUCAAGGUUGAUGGUUCUCCCAGAAUCCUUCACUCUUUGCUCUCAUGCCAAACCAGGCACCGCUCUCCCUUUGGCUGCUGAUUGGUCUGACCAGCUGGUUGGUGAGUGGUCACCCACAGUGUCUGGACUACAAGCCCCCGUUUCAGCCAUCCAAACCAUUGACCUUCUGCUCAGCAUAUUCCUCCUUUGGCUGCUGCGACUCCGCUCAGGAUGCCGCCAUCGCCAGUCGGUUUGGCUACCUGUCAGAGUUCCUGGACCACACUGGGGUCAAUGUAUGCGGGCGCUAUAUUCAGGACAUCCUGUGUCAGGAAUGCUCCCCAUACGCCGCCCAUCUAUACGACGCGGAAGAUGCAAACACACCUCUCCGAGAACUCCCAGGUUUAUGCGGUAACUAUUGCAUCGAGUUCUGGUACCGCUGUCGGUCCAUGCUUGGCCUUAUUCUUGAAGAUAAGGAUGUAUCUGAGAUGGAAGGUGACAUCAGCAAAUUCUGCCGCUUCCUGACCCUGGAUGAUAAAAACUACUGUUACCCCAACGUUUUAACCAACGCGGAACUCAACAACGGUCUUGGUGAUAUGAGGGAGGACGAGGAGGGCUGUCUCCAGCUCUGCUUACAAGAAGUGGCCAAUGGGCUUCGUAAUCCAGUAGCUAUGGUUCAUGCCAACGACGGGACCCACCGCUUCUUCAUCGCUGAGCAGGUGGGCUUCAUUUGGGUGUACCUUCCAAAUGGGUCAAGAGUGGACAAACCUUUCUUAAAUGUCUCAAAAGCAGUGCUUACUUCCCCAUGGGCCGGAGAUGAAAGAGGCUUCCUUGGUGUUGCCAUGCACCCUGAUUUUCGGAAUAACGGAAAAUUCUACGUUUACUACUCAAUCUACGCCAAGAGGGAAGAGAAGAUAAGAAUUUCCGAGUUCCAUUUGUCAACAGAUAAUGUGAACAUGGCUGACCACAAAUCAGAACGGGUUAUUAUAGAAAUUACGGAGCCAGCUUCCAACCACAAUGGAGGACAGAUACUAUUUGGCACGGAUGGAUAUCUGUAUAUCUUUACUGGGGACGGCGGUAGAGCCGGAGAUCCAUUUGGAGAUUUCGGAAAUGCUCAAAACAAAUCUUCUCUCCUGGGUAAAAUUUUACGGAUCAAUGUGACUGGAAAUGAGCAGGGACCCCCAUACCGCAUUCCGCCUGACAAUCCCUUCCUUCGAGAGCGCGGAGCGCGGCCAGAGGUGUACGCCUAUGGAGCGAGGAACAUGUGGAGGUGCUCCGUGGACAGAGGAGAUGCUGUAACGGGGAAGGGAAGAGGCCGAGUCUUCUGCGGGGACGUGGGACAGAAUAAAUUUGAGGAAGUUGAUCUCAUCCACAAGGGAGGAAACUAUGGUUGGAGGGCGAAGGAAGGGUUCUCCUGUUAUGACAAGAAACUGUGUAACAACGCCACGCUCGAUGACAUCCUGCCCAUAUUUGCGUAUCCCCACACGGUUGGAAGGUCCGUCACCGGAGGAUAUAUCUAUCGAGGCUGUCAGAUGCCCAAUCUGAAUGGGAGAUAUAUCUUUGGAGACUUCAUGAGUGGGCGUCUGAUGUCCCUAAAGGAAGACAAGGAAGGGAAGCAAUGGACGUACACGGAGAUCUGCAUGGGACAAGCCAAAACAUGCAACUUCCCAAAACUUAUCAACAGCUACUUCCCCUACAUCAUAUCCUUUGGGGAGGAUGAGGCAGGUGAGCUGUAUUUCCUGGCCACGGGGACACCAAGUGCAGCUGUGGCUGCUGGAGCCAUGUACAAAAUAGUGGAUCCAUCAAAGAGAGCGCCACCUGGAAAAUGUCCUGUAAGUCCUCGUCCUGUCCCUGUUAAAGGAAAACUGGUGGAUUUUUAUCCAAGACAAAAGCUUAUCCUGAAAGCUGAGAGCAUCACAACAGGACCUCCGCCAUCACCCAGACCCGACCAGGGUGGACAUUCCUCUCAAUUCAACACAACUGUAAAACCUCACUUCACCACUCAGACUCCUACUUUCCAGAGGGCAACAAGUGCUCCUAUGUAUCAAACAGUCUCACAGCUUCCCAAACCCACCACUUCCAGAAGAGAUCUAUUGCAAAUAACAACAGUAAAAAUCACAACAACUGGGAGGAAAAACGAGACAAUCACAGCAACUCAUCGGAAGCCAACUUUGUCUUGGCAGGAUGAACUAAUGAAUUUAUUCACCACCAGGAGAAGGCCCUACACAACAGAAGCGCCACGUCUCAUUACCACAAUGAAAUCACCCCGGAGAACAGAAUUUGUGAGUCGGAAAAACGAAGGCAAGAAAUCUCAUGGUGCAAGACGAAGCAAGAAAAAAAUAGUGAGGAAGGAGAAGGUCAAAACUCUUAAAAGAAUCAAACACGGAACAGUUCGUUUGGUCAAUGAGGCGAAUCAACUUGAUCGGGGGAGGAUCGAGAUUCACAUCAAUGGGGAGUGGGGGACAAUCUGCAAUGAUAGGUUCGACAGCCAGGCCGGGUCUGUAGUCUGCCAGCAACUGGGGUACCCCUAUGUGUUGCAGGUAGCCAGGAAAUCAGAAUUUGGUGAAGGCAAAGGGCUUAGGAUUCUGCUGGAUGAGGUGAGAUGUGAGGGGUGGGAAAAAACCCUCUUGGAUUGUCGGAGGUCGAAGAUCGGAGAACAUGACUGUACCCAUGAAGAGGAUGUAGGAGUUGUGUGUGGGAUGGAGGAAAUAUAUGAUGAAGAAGAGGCUUCUUUGACAUAGGUUAUUCCAAUUUCCAUGAAGUCAGUGUGUCAGUUUGCACCUAUGUGUCACGUUUCAUUAUCCCAAAAUGAAACAGUGGGACUUGUAAGCCAAUCUGCCUGGAACAGUGGAAAUUAUAUUUAUAAAUAAGGAAGAGAUUUUCCGAGUGGAUGAGAUUAACUCCAAAAAUGGAAAAUGCCACCACUUGGUAAUCGGCCAUGGUGAAGGCUUUGUGAAAACUGGGGAAGUUUGAAAACAGAAAAUGGACUCACAAAUGGGGAAAUUCCAACAGGACAAAGUGCUACUCAGGUGACCGAGGGCAAUCCUCGAUAAAAUAAAUAAUGGUCCAAUUAUUUAUUAUUGCUCUUCCAUCAACCAUAAAACUGUCAUUUCCGUUAUCACAGCCGUUUAUUGAUAAGUGAAAUUAUCGUCCUCUGCUGAAAGGCA